AUGCGUGAGAUUCUGGAGGUUUCUCUGUGCCCGCCGGACCCCCAGGAGACGGAAUCCCAGGUGGUCCUCAUUACGGCAACAGACGGAGACCAGCAGCCCGGGGACAGCCUCGCACUCAGCCAGCCCCAGCCCUCGCCUCCCUCCACCACCAACACCACCACCACCAACAAACUCUACCAUCAGGUCUGCCCAGGCUGCUCAGACCCCGACCCAAACCCCAACACCAACCCCUCGCCCCAGCCCAACAGAUGCCCGUGCAACUCCACCCACCAGCACCAUCAACAACACUAUCAUCAGCACACGGGCAGGACCAACACGGUCAUGGCCACCACCUCGCUACCAGACUGUUCCGUAGGAGGAGGCAGCACGGUGAAGACUGGACACAGCUGUAGCCCCGCCCACACGACGGCCAUGGUGCGCUGCCAUUGGCUGCAGGGGUCACACGACGGCAGCAGCCUCAAGCCGCUUCAGCAUCACGUUGUGACUGUGAGGAACAACGGGCCCUUCAAGAUCCCAAGAAGUUAUACCCAGGUGAUUGUGGAGUACCCGGUGACAGUCCUGGUGACAUGCUUCGUGGUGCUGCUGUGCUGCUCGGUGGCCGGCCUUCUGAUGGGGCACCUGCCAGAUUUCUCGGACCCUCUAGUGGGAUUUGAACCUCGUGGAACUGACAUUGGAAUAAGGCUCUCCGCCUGGACCAAACUGCAGCAGAACACUGGUCCUGGAAAAUUACUGUCCCUAACACCACACAGACUCACAGAUGACAAAACAACAACUGGGAGUCAUGAGAUUGGUCCUGAUGGAUUCCAAGAACAUUCCAAGUCGCGGCUGAGGAGAAUGUUGGAGAAAGAUCACGCUCAGCACAACUUCUUCUGUGAAUCACCUGGAGAGCAAUAUGCUAAAUUGGUCUUCCGUUCAGGGGACUCUGCAAGUCUUUGGAGCCCGAAGGCGAUCCACUCCAUGUGUGAGAUGGAGCAGAUUUUGAUUCGCUCGCAGCCUCAUUUCCAAGACAUCUGCAAAAGUGUCAGAACGGAUGCUGAUGGCUCUACCCCGAGGGGAGAGUGCUGUCCCAGCUGGUCCCUCGGGAACUACCUGGUCCUCCUCACCAAUGCAUCAUCCUGCCUCGAUCUGACCGCCCAACAGGUCGCAGAGAGCCUGAGUCUGCUCCGGCACUGUGCCCCCUACUAUCACAACGGACGUCUGGUGGCUUCCUGCUCGGAGAAAGACAAACACGGCUACUGUGCGUCUGUGCCCAGCAAGUGCAAGCGAUCCAACGCCGUCUUCCAUAUACUCCAUUUCCUGGUGGACAAAGACUUCCUUGGGCCCCAGACUGUUGAAUACCAGGUGCCUUCCCUGAAGUACAGUCUCAUGUUUUUGCCUCUGGAAAAGGGGGACUCGUUAGUCGACAUGUACCUGAGCCAUUUAGAGAGCCGUGAGCUCACUUACAACAACACAACUAUAACCGGAAUGGAUUUAGGAAUCAAGCAGACACUUUUUAAGUAUUACCUGAUUCGGGACUCGGCCUACCCAGUUUUGGCCGUGCUCGUGCUGUUUUUCACAAUGGCUCUGUACACCAGGUCCUUCUUCCUGUCCGCUCUGUCACUUCUGGCAAUCACAACCUCCCUGCUCACUUCCUACUUCUUUUACAAGGUGGCUUUCAGAAUAGCCUUCUUCCCUUUCCUCAACCUCAGCGCGGCCCUGGUUUUGUUUGGCAGCUGUGCCAAUUACGCCUACACCUUUUACGACUUCUGGCUGCAGCAGCUGUCCCACAACCCUCCCGCCUCAGUGGAGAAAAGGAUGAACAGAGUGCUGCAGGAGAUGGGCUACCUGAUUUUAACUUCGGGCCUCACCUCCAGCGCUACUUUCUUUUCGGGCUACAUCAGUAGCAUCACCGCCAUCAGGUGCUUUGCUGUGUUCCUGGGCACAGCGUCCCUAAUCAACACGCUGUUCGCAGUCAUCUGGCUACCCUGUGCGCUAGUGCUGCACGAACGCUACACCAUCUCGGCCGCCACAGCCGUGUCAGUAUCAGGAUGGAAGCCAUGUUGCGCAAAACGCCCCGGAGGAUUCUGGGACACCAGCUCGAGGAAACGUUGCCUUUUCACCAUGGCCCAGAAGCUGAGGGCUCUGAAGCGUGGGCUGGCAGACACGUCCAAUUUACUCUUCCUGAAAAUUCUCCCGUGUGGAGUUGUCAAGUUUAGGUAUAUUUGGAUCUGCUGGUUCGCAGUGCUGGCAGCGGGAGGUACAUAUAUAUCUUGCGCAGGCCCGGGCAUGAAAUUACCCACCUCAGACAGUCACGGAGCGCAGCUCUUUCGCUCCAGCCAUCCUUUCGAGAGGUAUGACACGGAAUACCAACACCAGUUCAUGUUUGAACGCAAGUGGCGUGGAGAGGACAGGCCUUUGACAUUGUCUCUCAUUUGGGGCAUCAUCCCAACUGACACAGGGAAUCAUUUUGACCCAAACAGCAGCAGUGAGUUUAUCGUGGACACAGAUUUCAACAUCAGCUCUCCAGACUCCCAGGUGUUCCUGAGGGAUCUUUGUGGAAGAGUCCAAAACCAGAGCUUCUACUUGCAGGCUUCCAAUGAGCACGAGGAGGCAGAGGACAACGUUUGCUUUGUGGAGGAGCUUAUUCACUGGAUAUCCCUCCGACGCUGCUCUGAAAACGAGGAUGCUCACCAUUUCUGCUGCAAUAACAUUCCAUUCCCAUACCCGCCCAGUGUUUUUGAAAAAUGCCUGGGGAUGAUGGUGGCCGAAAAACAGGGACAAGGACAUCUCCCUAACGGCGAUGCUGGCAUACGCUUUGACUUAGAGGGCCGGAUAACAGUACUCGUGAUUGCUCUAAAAACCUCCUAUCUGUACAGUUUCAAUUACACCCAAACCACCAAUUUCUACCAAAACAUACAGUCCUGGUUUGUGGAAGAAAUGUCACAGGCCCCUGUCGGUUUACACAGAGGCUGGUUUGUCAGCCAGCUCACAUUAUACGACCUGCAGGAAUGCCUAAGCACAGAGACCUUAGAGGUGGCAGGGUUUUCCAUUGCUCUCACCUUUGCCAUGCUGCUUCUGACCACGUGGAACAUCCCGCUCAGUUUAUAUGGAACUGCAGCAGUAGGGGGCAGUGUGUUUGUCACUGUCGGUCUGCUGGUACUGCUAGAAUGGCAACUGACUGGAGUAGAGGCUUUGUUCCUCUCUGCUGCAGCAGGACUCUCUGUGGACUUUGUAGCCAAUUAUUGUGUUUCAUACAGUUUAGCUCCACACGUUGAGAGACUCGGGAGGGUGGCCCACUCGAUAAAGAGGAUGGGUUGUCCAGUAGCGACGGGUGCCGGGGCCUUUUUUUGUGUAGGAGUCGUGAUGUUGCCAGCUACUGCUCUACUCUUCCGGAAAAUUGGGAUAUUCCUGCUUCUUGUGAAAUGUGUUGCGUGCGGUUUCGCAACUUUCUUUUUCCAGUCCUUGUGCUGCUUCUUCGGACCGCAGAAGAACUGCGGUCGGAUUUACCUGCCGUGUACGGAGGAAAAAAUGACGGACAAUAUCAUGUCCACCUGCACCACAACUGGUACCGCCUCAACCACCACUGCAGCUAAUGGGGCCUUUGGGUGCAGCACAAGGGGACCAAGAAUUCGAAAGAAUGCCAGUCAGGAAGGAGCUUCAGGAGGAGGAGGCGGGUUCUUGUGCCCAAACCAGCAGCACCACAGGCAAAGACCUCCUGGUGGUAUCAGAGACCCAGAACAGUAUGAGCUUCAACCCCUUGCAUGCCAGCUCAGCGACAGCUUUGAAAACAGCACCUGCACCAGCAAGCUGUCCAACAGGCCCUCUGUGCUCUCGGACGACAUCCAGUUCUGCGACCUGAGCCCAAAGAAGGAGUAUGACAGGGUGAGCAUGGAGGCUGACAGCGAAGACGCGUGCAGUGGGAACCUGAAGGCCUGCAACCCUCCUCCUGCUCUUCAGACCUCUUCCCCGUACAGAAACACCCUUCAGCCCGUCUCUGCACACACAGCAGGCGACUUGGCAAAAGAAAGACUUUGGUGCAAAAAAUGCAGGGGGCAAGGUGGCAAAACAUGGAAUGUGUCCAUAUCGUCCUCGCCAACUUCAAGCAUGGAAGACGUCGGCGCAUGCCAGACGUCUGACACAAGCAGGAGAGCCCAGAGGUUGCUCUCGAUCGAUGACGCCAGCUGCAACGUCCUGGAGAAGGACCAACACAAGCGCUUACUUUCUACCCAGUCACACAGCUCACUCGAGGGCAUGGAAGAUUCUAACGAGACUUGCCUGAGUGACAUUGAGCCGCCUGGAGCAUCUGUUCCACAAGUGACCUUAGUAGACACGGAGGAGGAAGAGGAGGAGUGGCAACCAGGCCAUCUGAAUGGCAGGAGGAACACUUUGCGCCUUUCUCUGAAGGAAAAUGUGUCUGACGCACUUCCCCGAGGAAGGAUCAGCCAGGUGGAACUGCCAGUUGUUUUGCCAAAUAGUAAACCUGAUAUGCCAGACGUAUGGAUCAAGAGAGGAGAGGACAAAAGCUAA
Messenger RNA from Engraulis encrasicolus (European anchovy), 4506 nucleotides. It is a transcript of the gene disp2, whose product is annotated as dispatched RND transporter family member 2. Lineage: Eukaryota; Metazoa; Chordata; Actinopteri; Clupeiformes; Engraulidae. The record is from RefSeq and is a predicted model, not a curated record. The coding region runs from base 1 to 4506 and encodes 1501 amino acids. Gene Ontology annotation, cellular component: membrane. The transcript is spliced from 8 exons. Gene Ontology annotation, biological process: smoothened signaling pathway. Gene Ontology annotation, molecular function: transmembrane transporter activity.